Messenger RNA from Moneuplotes crassus, 1731 nucleotides. The record is from the annotation of a GenBank genome assembly. Lineage: Eukaryota; Ciliophora; Spirotrichea; Euplotida; Euplotidae.
AUGGAGAAUACCAAUUACAACGAGCAGUUCCAGAGCAUUACAAACAGAGUUGAGAGGAGCUCCCUUGCUAUAAAAAAUACUCCUCCGGUGAAGGAGAUCGUUAUUAGUAACCCUAAGUGGUCUAAUCUUGGCAUAAAUCCACUAAAAGGACAUCGUAUUUUUACAAUUAAAACCCGGUGGAACAUUGACGUCAAAGGAGACAGUGAUUUCACAAGCACUGUGCAGAGAAGAUAUGGCCACUUCUUGUGGCUAAGAGAAAAACUUUUAUCAAAGGAACCCUUUGAGCCCAUCCCACUGCUUCCUCCUAAAAAUUGGUUGAUGAGGAUCGAGAGUGAUAACUCUGAGAAAGUUAUUGACAGAAUGAACAGACUUCAACAUUUCUUGACUAUUAUCGUCACUAAUCCAGUUCUCAACGCUAUUGAUGAUGUCAGGGAUUUCUUGGUCGACACUGACGAAGAAUUCUAUGAGAGCCAAUACCAAGAUGAAGCUAGCAAGACAAAUCUAUCAGACAUUAUUGAAAGCACUAAGGGUAAUAUCUGGAGUAUUGGUAAAACAUUAGUCGGAAGAAUCCCUUUCAUUAACAAAAAAAAAGACCAAGCCCCUUCGCCUUACGAGAUUGAGCUGCAUAAAAUGAGGGUAGCUCUAGACAACCUUAACAAUAGUUUCCAAAACCUUGCUGAAGGCAUCACCAAAGAAAUAGAAUUCAAAAAGAAGAUUAGUUUUUUACAGAUAGAGUUUGGACAAAUUUCAUCAGAGAUUGGACAAGGGAUCAAGUCCAAUAAGAAGAAUAAGGGAGUACUUGGUUCUGUCUUUAAUGCUACAAACUACCUCGAAGCUCUAGUCGGUAUCGAUCCCAUGAAAAAGGUCAGCGAGAAAGAUAAAGAACUAGUGGAUGGAAUUAGAGAAGACCUCGAUUUCCCACUUUCUACGCACCAGGUUCUACUAAACAGCAUGUAUGAAUGUCUUGAAAGAGUUGAACUGAAGAUCCAAACUCUUGAUGAAUGAACUGAAAUUUUAAACCAGAAAAUUUCUAUGAAUAGAAGGCAAUCCAAUGAGUAUAAAUAUGGCAAUGCUCAAAUGCAAUUAGAAGAUGAGAUUAAAGAUAAUUUCUCAAAGCUCUACACUAACUUUGAGCUUAUUAAAGACUCAACUGAAGACUUAAUUUUCAAUAAGGUAAAAGAGAACUUUGUUGAUAAGCUAAUGAGUCACUCAAGCAUUUGCGACAAGUCUAUCGCUGAUUCUUGAUGCAGGGCAGAAGAAGAAGCCAGUCAGGAAAUGCAAAAAAUUCCUGCUGAGACAUAUAAAGAAGAGAAAAAAAUUAAAGAAACUAAAUCCCCGAUGAAAGAGAGUAACCAACAGAUUCGCCGUGAUUUGAGUAAUAUUAAGAACAUUGGAAUGUCUUCAUUCAAAGAUGCAGAAGAGGUAAAUGAUCUUGUUUUUGGAAGAAACAAUGCCAUCCAGAAAUAUCCCAGAGUCAAAGUUCCUAAUUCUGAACUACUUCCUCCCAAAAAUGUUACCCAUGCGUACAUUAACAAAGCUAACAACAAUAAAGCUUACGUUGAUCUUAGUGAUGAAGAAUCAGAAGAUGAAAAUGAGACCACAGCUGGCUUUGGACGAGGAAUGAAGAGUGUAAUAGGAACCACACAAGCAGUCCCCAAGACCACAUCCAAAAAGACCAAAUCCAAAGCUAAGAUAUCUGCUAUAUAGUCUCUAAGGGACUAAAAUUUGUUA